UUAAAUCCUUCUAAGAUAUUUUUUAUCGAUAAAAAAAGAAUUAAAAAUUCAAAAAUACUUGAACAAAAUUGCUUUCACUCGGAUUCAUAAACAUUGCUGGCAUUCGGAUUUGCAUUCUGCAUUACAAUUCGGAUAAAUGAAAAUCGCACACAUAUUUCAUCUUUUGCUGAACUUCAAGUUGAUUCAGACAAACCAGGUCGACCUUUCUCUUUUUCGAGAAGAGUGUCCAUGCCUCAAAGCGUACGAUAUUGACCCUUUAUUCGAGUAUUAUGCCUAUAACAUUGAUUCAUGUGUCGUUUACUGCAUUGGAAUCGAGGCUUGUGAGGCUGUCAAUUACUGUAACGUUGUCAAACUAUGCAAGGGUUACAGCAAAUAUGGCAUUGGCUAUGAGCCAGAGGCGAUAAGAAGUGUGAACUGUGCUGACUACCCCUCUUAUGCAUCCACUUCGUCCGAGAGGUGGUACUGGGUGAAAGAAGUGACCGAAGGGAGAACUACAGACUGUCAAAUGGAGCAUGAUGAGAUGGGAUACACACCUGCUUCAAAUAUGAAUUACAAUAUCACAGUUCGUGGAUACCCACUUAAUGUGUUUUGCGAGUGGGGACAAAAUGGGGCUGCCACGAAGACAUUCAUGAACUUACCAUCGUCGUCACCAGCUAUUUCGCACUGGGGUGGUAGUAAUUAUGCACACAAACAGCCACUCGGAACUUCAACGCGCACAUUCCAGAAAGGGAGACUCGUUGUUGACAAGUGCUUUCUGGCUAUCAACAAGAGUGACCGCACUUACUCAGUUGUAUCAGGGGCGGCAUUGCAAACUGACUGGGAGUCUUAUGGCUCGCUUGAUUUUGGCGGAGGAGGAAACUGUUGGAGCACUACGCUUGGAAAGUCCGGAAGACAGGAAAUUGAUUUGCAAAAUACGCCAUUCAUGUUUGCACCUGGUUUCUUUUUUCACGCGGGCGGAUGGGGAGGCCAUUAUCAGGGCCCUCGAGAGUUGGAACCACAGCGUUCACUCUUAGUGGCGGGAGGUGGUUGCGGAGUCAUAGUAACCAUUUCGGGGAAGUUCCCACCAACUGAAGAAGAUUUGAGGUUAAACUACAUUCCUCUCAACAUGUAUGAUCGCACUGGAAUUAUUACGCCUUAAAGCUUAAAAGCAGAAAUGUGAUGAAUAUAAACUCCCUCUUAGCGUGCUAGCUUUAUCGGUUUAGUUGUGUCAUGAUUCAUAGUUCCUUUUUGUAGCCAAUUAGAAUCGAGUUUUGUGCUCACUCGUACCUAAGAAAAUCUUUAAUUCUGCCAAGAAAUACUUAAUGUCCCAUCUCAAUUUCUAGUCAGGA
Symsagittifera roscoffensis is the source of this 1328-nucleotide messenger RNA. RefSeq lists its product as uncharacterized. The record is from RefSeq and is a predicted model, not a curated record. NCBI's taxonomy places the organism in Eukaryota, Metazoa, Xenacoelomorpha, Acoela, Convolutidae. The transcript is spliced from 4 exons. The coding region runs from base 137 to 1138 and encodes 333 amino acids.